UGGUUACCGUCUCGCUAAGAUCCAUCAUCAUUUUAGACCAUCAUUUUAGAGCCCCCCCCCCCAAAUGGAACACAAUGCAGCAGGCGAUGGCCUCGGCGAUAGCUCACACCAGCAAUGGCUCGCCAGACUCGUCGCUGAGUCGGCACGGCUGGGAAGACCGGUCGCUCCGCUCGAUGACAUAGGCGACUUCACCGCGAGAGACGGCGGCCCACAGAUCCCCCCUGAUCAGAUGGACUACUUGCUCAGCUUGCUCAAAGUUUUACUCGAUGGUAGGAGCAUAGUUGCAUCUUACAAUUAUGUCUUGCUCGUGCUCCUGGCUGGCUUCACAGCCCUUCAUCUGCUGGAGAGGAGGAGGUGCCGGAAAAGGUGGGAGAGGAGAGUGCAUGCAUCGUUCACCACCGUUGACGGGGAACCAAAAUAUAACAAGAGCGUACCCGAGGUCGCAAGUUCCUCAUCCUCGAGCAGCUCUUACGGGACCACAACUCCUUCAGGCACAGUGAAGGAUAUUGCGCCGGAUCUCGAAAGACUGCCGCUGCUCAGACCGAAUCAUGGACAAGCAAAGAUAAACAAGUGGGCGCGCGUAAAGAGCCGUGUCGACUGCUGGUUGGAAUAUCAACCAAGGCCGCUUCCGCUGGUCAGGAGGACUCUCCCAUCAAACGCAACUUCCAUGUUCAUCACAAUAUGGGUCGGCAUCAAUGCCUUUUUUCACCUAUACCAAGUUCAUUUGCUGGACCCGAAAUACUUCUUCUGUUUCGCCGAUCGAGCUGGGCUUGUGUUCAUCGUCAAUCUGCCUCUGCUCUAUCUCCUAGCUGCCAAGAACCAGCCGAUCAAGGUCCUCACAGGUCGCUCGUACGAGGCUCUGAACAUUUUUCAUCGCCGCGUGGGUGAAUGGAUGUGCUUCGAAGCAGCCGUCCAUUUCGUGAGUAUGGUCGUCUGGCGCUUCGCACCCAUUAAGCCUGCCUGGUUAGAUGGCGAGGGAGGCGCCAAGGCCUAUUUCACUCAUCCGCUCAUCUUACUUGGUAUCGCUGCCUUUGUGGCCUACGAGCUUCUAUACUUCACGUCCCUAGGAAGCUUCCGUCAGCGAUGGUACGAGAUGUUUCUCGCAUCUCACGUGGUAUUGCAGAUCGUCGCACUGGUAUUCCUUUAUCUACACUUUCAUACGGCGAGGCCAUACGUGCUUGCAUCGCUGGCCAUCUUCAUCAUUGAUCGUGUCGUGUGGCGCAUUGGACUGAAAACUACCACGAUAACGACGAAUCUUACAGUACUACCCGAUGGUGACACAAUAAUGAUGUCCGCCAACUGGGACAAGCCUGCCCCGGCACGAUCCUGGCUCUACUGGCCACGCCACAACAUCAAGUUUGGAUGGAAGCCGACAGACCACGUCUUCCUCUCGGUACCUGCCUUGGGACGAAAGCACGCCUUCCAAGCACACCCAUUUACCAUCACAUCAGCUGCGCCGGUAUUAGAAAGGAGAACGGGGGGAGAUCAGGGGCAGUCAACUCACUACUGGCUGAACUUGUUGAUUCGGGCUCAGAAAGGAUUCACGGCCGAUCUGCUAUGCUACGCUCACCGCCACCAUAGCGCCAAUGUUCGCCUUGACGGGCCUUAUGGCUCAUCUCACGCCCUAGAGAUGCUACUUGCGGCCGAUAAUGCAAUCCUUGUUGCAGGAGGCAGUGGUAUUGCGGUCACGUUUCCAUUGGUCUGGGCUCUCUUGAUGGGAGAAGGGCUUAACGAAGUUUCCCACAACGGCGCCCUUGCGCCGAGAGGCAAGAAGACGCACCAGAGAGUGCGCAUGAUGUGGAUCGUUCACUCGGACGAACACCGCUACUGGCUUCCCAGCUCCACGCUCGACGACCUUGUUGCCGCUGGUUUGGACCUUGUCGUUCCACCUUCCACCGCUAUUGCAGGGCGGCCAGACGUGGUCGACACUGUCGAGCGAUGGAUCAGAGAGGCUGGUGAUAGUGAGACUGCUGUGGUUGUGUCUGGGCCCGAUGGUCUCAACAGGAUAGUUAGAAACACGUGCGCGAGGGCCAUUGGGAAGGGAGCAGAUGUUCGGUUGGCAGUAGAGAAAUUUGGAUGGUGAUGCUGUUUUCAAGCUAUUGCAUGGCAGGUAACAUUUAUAGAUAUCUGGCUUUGAUACUGUGGCCUGAUUUGAGAUUAAGAUUGGCAUAGAAUACAGUCCUCAAAGAGCUGGUAAUAGAGGUUGGUUCCCGGAGAUCAGGGAAACAACCUGACACAUAAAUUUCCCCAGCUUGCGAUCGGGACAAUCAAUGUAGCUUCUUGCUCGC
Messenger RNA from Diaporthe batatas, 2288 nucleotides. RefSeq lists its product as uncharacterized. The transcript has a single exon. Gene Ontology annotation, molecular function: ferric-chelate reductase activity. The record is from RefSeq and is a predicted model, not a curated record. Lineage: Eukaryota; Fungi; Ascomycota; Sordariomycetes; Diaporthales; Diaporthaceae. Gene Ontology annotation, biological process: copper ion import; iron ion transport; intracellular iron ion homeostasis. The coding region runs from base 65 to 2083 and encodes 672 amino acids. Gene Ontology annotation, cellular component: plasma membrane.